This is a messenger RNA of Sphaerodactylus townsendi, 1041 nucleotides long. RefSeq names its product olfactory receptor 6N2-like. The record is from RefSeq and is a predicted model, not a curated record. The coding region runs from base 1 to 1041 and encodes 346 amino acids. Gene Ontology annotation, molecular function: G protein-coupled receptor activity; olfactory receptor activity. NCBI's taxonomy places the organism in Eukaryota, Metazoa, Chordata, Lepidosauria, Squamata, Sphaerodactylidae. Gene Ontology annotation, cellular component: membrane. Gene Ontology annotation, biological process: G protein-coupled receptor signaling pathway. The transcript is spliced from 3 exons.
AUGGCCGGGGAUUCCAGGACUGUACUUUUCCUGCAAAGUUGUUCCCAGCUGAGCCAAAUUCUCUCCAUUGAUGACGUGAAAUUUCUCAGUAUGGGGGGAUUGGUGGAACUCAUGAAUUCCACAUCAGUGACUGAAUUUGAGCUCGCUGGUUUCCUGGACCUACGGAAUUUCCACACACCUGUCUUUGUCACCUUGCUGGUGAUUUACCUGCUCAUCCUCAGCGGCAACAGCAUCAUCUUUGCCCUCAUCUAUGCCCACCCACGCCUUCAUACCCCCAUGUAUUAUUUCGUUGCCGUAUUGGCGGUCCUGGAGGUGUUCUAUACCACUGUCACCAUGCCCAAGAUGCUGGUUGACCUUCAGAGAAGCACUCAAUCCAUCUCUCUCCACGGCUGCCUCCUGCAAAUCUAUUUCUUCCACUCGCUAGGGAUCACAGAGGCCUGUCUGCUCACAGCCAUGGCUUAUGACCGGUACUUAGCCAUCUGCACCCCGUUAACGUAUUCCUCCGCUAUGACGACCAAACUUUGUUUCCAGCUGGUUCUGGCAUGCUUCACUUGUGGCUUUGCCUGUCCUUUGCCAGAAAUCAUCCUGACUUCUAGGCUGCCAUUCUGCGGGCCCAAACGCAUCAACCAUAUGUUCUGUGAUUUCGCUCCAUUGAUCAGUCUGGCCUGCACAGACAUCUCAACCAGCAUCGUCGUGGACUUCUCGCUUCACUCCGUCGUCAUCCUCUGCCCCAUCUUUUUGAUUCUCCUCUCAUAUGCAAAGAUCCUUCAAGUCGUCAGGAGGAUCCAGAGCUCAAAAGGCCGCCAGAAAGCUUUUUCCACCUGUGCCUCUCACCUCAUCGUGGUCCUGGCCUUCUUUGGAACCAUCAGUUUCAUGUACAUGCGCUUGACGUGGGUUGAAUCCCUGCAUUACGACAGGAUCAUAGCGGUGAUCUACGCCGUGGUCACCCCUCUCUUCAACCCCAUUAUCUAUAGCUUGAGAAACAAAGAAAUCAGACAUGUGAUCAAGCAGAUCACUAGCUCCUCUCGACUGUCCUGUUGA